GGCGGCGGCGCCAAUCAAGGCGAGCAGCUGCAGCUUGGCUGAGCAGUUGGCUACAGUUGUUGCAACUUUUUUCGAAAGCUCGGUUUCCCGGGAGAUCGCAGGCGGUGACAGAGCCCAUGGCGAGAGGAGAAUGUGUUCGCCGGGCAGUCAAAGAUCUAUUCCUACAUGAGCCCAAACAAAUGUUCUGGAAUGCGUUCCCCCCUUCAGGAAGAGAACUCAGUUGCACAUCAUGAAGUCAAAUGCCAGGGGAAACCAUUAGCCGGGAUCUACAGGAAACGAGAAGAGAAAAGAAAUGCUGGGAAUUUGGUACGAAGCGCCGUAAAGUCUGAGGAACAGAAGCUCAAAGACGCCAGGAGAGGUUCCCUGGCACCUUUUCCAAACCAAAAAUCUGAAGCAGCAGAACCUCCAAAAACUCCAACCUCCUCUUGUGAUUCUACCAAUGCAGCCAUCGCCAAGCAAGCCCUGAAAAAGCCUCUCAAGGGCAAACAGCCUCCUCGGAAAAAAACUCAAGGGAAAACACAACAGAAUCGCAAACUCACGGACUUCUACCCGGUCCGGAGGAGCUCCAGGAAGAGCAAAGCAGAGUUGCAGUCCGAAGAAAGGAAAAGAAUCGAUGAGUUAAUCGAGAGUGGGAAGGAGGAAGGCAUGAAGAUCGACCUCAUCGACGGCAAAGGCAGAGGCGUGAUUGCCACGAAGCAGUUCUCCCGGGGCGACUUUGUGGUGGAGUACCACGGGGACCUCAUCGAGAUCACCGAUGCCAAGAAGCGAGAGGCGCUGUACGCACAAGAUCCCUCCACGGGCUGCUACAUGUACUACUUUCAAUAUCUCAGCAAAACCUACUGCGUGGACGCCACCAGGGAGACCAACCGCCUGGGCCGACUGAUCAACCACAGCAAGUGCGGAAACUGCCAGACCAAGCUGCACGACAUUGACGGGGUUCCGCACCUCAUCCUCAUCGCCUCCCGCGACAUCGCGGCCGGGGAGGAGCUGCUGUACGAUUACGGUGACCGCAGCAAGGCGUCCAUCGAGGCCUACCCCUGGCUGAAGCACUGACCCGCGCUGCCCGCCACCCUCUCCAGGACAAAGUGCCCUCAAAGGGAAACGGGGUGUCUUUGGUUUUUUUUUUUUUUU
This is a messenger RNA of Fukomys damarensis (Damara mole-rat), 1131 nucleotides long. RefSeq names its product lysine methyltransferase 5A (gene Kmt5a). Lineage: Eukaryota; Metazoa; Chordata; Mammalia; Rodentia; Bathyergidae. Bases 166 to 1053 code for a protein of 295 amino acids. The record is from RefSeq and is a predicted model, not a curated record. The transcript has 7 exons. Gene Ontology annotation, molecular function: protein binding; histone H4K20 methyltransferase activity.